CGUUUCCCGCCUCUGAACUCCUCUGAAGAUCGCUCCUCAUCCGACUUGAACAGCAGGCAGUGUUGUACUUGGAUGUUCCUUCUUCUCCACGCCAAAAAUGGGUUAUCUGAAGCAACUCGACAUCGAAAACUUUAAGUCUUGGCGUGGGAAGCAUGUUAUCGGUCCUUUUAUGAAGUUUAGUUGCAUUAUUGGAACAAAUGGCUCUGGUAAGUCCAAUGUGAUGGAUGCUUUGAGCUUCGCUAUUGGAGAGCGGGCGGCUUCUCUGCGGGUGAAACACCUCAGGGACCUGAUCCACGGAGCCAACGUCGGCCGCCCGAUCUCUGACACCGCGCGGGUGGCAGUGCGGUACUGCGACGACCAGGAGCGAGAGACCGUCUUUUGUCGCAUCAUCACUGGCGUCUCCACAGAGUGUCAGAUCAAUGGUGUCCGUGUUACUUUAGCCAAAUACAUCGAGGAGCUUGAAAAGCUUAGCAUCAUGACCAAAGUUCAGAACUGCAUGGUGUUUCAGGGCACGGUGGAGUUGAUUGCUUUGAAGGAUCCAAAGGAGAGGACCAAAAUGUUGGAAAGCAUCAGUCAGUCUAGAGAAUAUGCUGCAGAGUACAAUGCAAAGAAGGCAGCUCUUCUGAAGGCCAAAGAGGACACACAGUUUCACUUCAACAAGAAGAAAUCUGCCACCGUGGAGAAGAAACAGGUUUCACAAGAAAAACUAGAGGCUCAGAAAUACCAGGAGUUGUUGGACGAGCUUCAUGAAAACCGCUUACAGCUGAGCCUCGCUGAGCUUUACUAUAAUGAGAAGGCUAUCAAUACCAUCAGUGAUACACUGAGCGAACGGCAGAACGCUGUAGCAGUUAAGAAGAGUGAACUGGCCAACUUGGAGCAGAUGGUAAAACUUCACAAGAAAGAGCACGGUCACCUCACUAGAGAGCAGCAGCACACUGAGAAAGAGAUCAGGGAUCAGGAACAUGCACUGUCCCAGUCUCGGUCUCAGUACGUCAAAGCCAAAGUGAACACAUCUCAUCACAUGAAGAAGAUUGAGGAGGGCCGCUGUGCCGUGAAGAAAAAGAGAAAGUGCUUGACUCACAAACAGCAGCAGCUGAAAGAAGAUCAACUUGAAAUCACUGAGCUUGAAAAGGCCUGGAAGAGCUAUGAGAAGCAGGUUCAGCAAGAAGGAGCUUCAAAGAGGAGAGACAUUGAGCUGAAUGAAGAUCAGGUGGAGCGAUACGACGAGCUGAAGAAGUUGGUCCGUAAGCAGGGGGCUGUCUUCAGCCAGCAGGCAGAGAAGCUGCAGUGGGAGCUGAAAGCAAACAGUGAAAAAAUAGCUUUUGAUCAGCGCAGGAAGAAGGAAAUGGAGAUUGCAAUCAGAAACAGCCUGACUCACCUGGAAGACAUGACAAGCAGAUCAGAGAAACUCAAAGAGUACAUCAAGAGCUGCACAUCAUCCCUUGAAGAUUGCUGCCAGAAGGAAGAGAAGCUCAGUGCAGAACUUCAGUGGGCGGCUCAGCGGAGCGUGGAGGUGAACCACGAGCUGACUCAGGUGAUGGAGGAGCUGGGCAACGCUCGUCUGGACAGCCACGAGAGCAGACGUCAGCUCCAGCGCAGAGAGCUGCUUGAAAAACUUUGUCGACUUUUUCCAGAAAAUGUGUAUGGCCGGUUAUCAGACUUGUGCAGCCCAAUCCACAAGAAGUACCAGCUGGCUGUCACCAAGGUGUUUGGGAGCAACAUGAACGCCAUCGUGGUGUCGUCUGAGAAAACGGCUCGCGACUGCAUUUCUUUCAUGAAGGCAGAACGAGCUGAGCCUGAGACCUUCCUGCCCAUCGACUACUUGGUGGUGAGCCCUCUGAAUGAGCGACUUAGAGAGAUUCCUGGUGCCAAGAUGGUGGUGGAUGUUGUGCAGUUUAACAUGUCCACCAACGCUGCACAGCUGAAGAAAGUGGUGCAGUAUGUUUGUGGAAAUGCUUUGGUGUGUGAAAGCAUCAAGGAUGCCAGGAGUCUGGCCUUUGACCAGGAGCAGCGCGUCAAGACAGUGAGUCUGGAUGGAACUCUGUUUAAAACGUCAGGCGUGAUCUCAGGAGGUUCCAGUUACCUACGAACCAAAGCUCGCUGCUGGGAAGAAAAGGACGUCAAGCUACUGAAGGAACGCAAAGAGCAUCUCACCAGUGAAUUACGCGAUCUGAUGAGAAAGAAAAGGAAGGAGUCGGAGCUGAAGCAGAUCAGUGCGCAGGCUCAGGGCGCUCGGACUCGCCUCAAAUACUCCAAAGCCGAUCUUGAACAUCUGGAGAAGAAAGCCAUUCCUAAAUGUCAGGCGGAAAUCUCUCGAUUAGAGAGUGAACUGGCAAACCUGAUCUAUGAGUUUGAGAUGCAGAAGGAGAGUCUCGAGGCAAAGAAUGAAGAGAUGAUGAAGAUUAGAAAGCAGAUUGACCAGGUGGAGGACUUGGUGUUUUCUGACUUCUGUGCUGAGAUCGGAGUGGACUCCAUCAGGGAGUAUGAACAGGAGCAUCUGAAGCAGCAAGCAGAGCUGGACAAGAAACGGAUGGAGUUUGAAAGUCAGUGUGGUCGCCUUAAAACAAGACUGGAAUAUGAAGAAGAGCAUCUGGAACAGGAGAGACAGAAGCUUCACAAGCUAGAGGAGAACAUCAGUGAGGAUGAGAAAAUAGUUUCUGAGCGGAAACAAGAUGAAAUCAAACUGUUGGAGUUGGUGGAGCAGCGACUGGAAAAACUGUCAGAGCUGAAAAACAAGCUGGUGUCUAAAAAAGCCCAGGUGGAUGCCGUCAAAGCAGAGCUGGACCAGAAAACCAAGACCCUUCAGGAGAUCCACAAAUGCUCGUUGAAGCUUCAGCGUGAAGUGAUGUCUGCAGAGUCCGCUCUGGAGCAGAAGCGCCUGGCUAGACACAACUUGCUGCUGGGCUGCAAAAUAAAAGGUCUGCCCAUCAUUUUGCUGUCAGGGAACCUUGAUGAAAUCAGCGAGGUCCAGCUGGAAACAGAUUCAGAAAGCACUGCAGCCACUUUGAACAUCUAUGAGAGAGAGGCGCAGCUCCUCAUCGACUACUCUGACCUGCAGUCACAGCUUAGAAGUAUCCAGGCGGAAGAAGAGAUGGAGGCUGCACUGGAGAAGCUGAGAGAAUCCGUCUCAAACACAGAAGGAGUCCUACACAACACCACAGCACCCAACCUGAAGGCCCUGGAGAAAAUGAGGGAGGUGAAGGACAAGUGGCAGGAAGUGACAGAUGCCUUUGAUCUCAGCACCAAAGCAGCCAGGAAGUGCAGUCUGGAGUUUGAGCAGGUUAAAGCACAGCGCUUCCACCGCUUCAGUCGCUGUUUGGAGCACGUUUCUGUCGUCAUCGACCAAAUCUAUAAAAGAAUCUGCAAGAACAGCAGUGCGCAGGCCAUUCUGACUGCAGAGUGUGCAGAUGAGCCAUAUUUAGGCGGCAUCAACUACAACUGUGUGGCACCGGGUAAACGCUUCAUGUCCAUGGACAAUCUGUCCGGUGGGGAAAAGGCCAUCGCAGCUCUCGCCUUUCUGUUUGCGGUACAAAGCUUCUGCCCGGCACCUUUCCUUGUUCUAGACGAGGUGGAUGCGGCUCUUGACAACUCCAACAUCGGAAAGGUGACCAGCUUCAUCAGAGAGCAGUCCAGACAGAGCAUGCAGGUCAUCGCCAUCUCCCACAAGCAGGAGUUUUUCUCCCGGUCCGAUGGCCUGCUGGGAGUUUAUUCAGAUGUUGAUGAAUGCAUGUUCAGCCGCAUUCUGACGUUGGACCUUCGUCCUUACCCCCUUGUUGAAGAAGAGGAUGGCAAACAAACAGAUGAUAGAGGCCAAGACAGCCUGAAAGAGACUGCAUGAGGCCACUGUUGCUCGUAGCUGUUCGACACAUCGUUCACACUGUUUUUAUAUGUUUUGAGGUUAUUCGGGCUGAACAGUGCUGUUAAAUACUCAAACUGAAGGCUGUUUUUAGGUGUUGAUUUGGUUCCUGAUGGACGUUUUCCUGCAAUAUGCACUUGUUUCAAUUUGUAGUGUUUUAAAUUACUCUCAGAUCCAUAAAGUUUUAUUUUGGAAAUUCAGCUUAAAAGUUACUGCUCGUUCAAGAGGCUAUGUAUUAUACAUUCUGUAUAGUUUAUAAUGCAUGUCAUAGAACAGAUAAAAAAUAAAAAGGAAGUUUUCUAUUCUAAA
This is a messenger RNA of Oryzias latipes (Japanese medaka), 4165 nucleotides long. It is a transcript of the gene smc1b, whose product is annotated as structural maintenance of chromosomes 1B. NCBI's taxonomy places the organism in Eukaryota, Metazoa, Chordata, Actinopteri, Beloniformes, Adrianichthyidae. Gene Ontology annotation, molecular function: protein binding; ATP binding; DNA binding. Gene Ontology annotation, cellular component: meiotic cohesin complex; nucleus; chromosome. The record is from RefSeq and is a predicted model, not a curated record. Gene Ontology annotation, biological process: sister chromatid cohesion.